Messenger RNA from Drosophila innubila, 3560 nucleotides. RefSeq names its product facilitated trehalose transporter Tret1 (gene Tret1-1). Gene Ontology annotation, molecular function: sugar transmembrane transporter activity. Gene Ontology annotation, biological process: transmembrane transport; carbohydrate transport. The record is from RefSeq and is a predicted model, not a curated record. The transcript is spliced from 8 exons. The coding region runs from base 234 to 2921 and encodes 895 amino acids. Gene Ontology annotation, cellular component: membrane. NCBI's taxonomy places the organism in Eukaryota, Metazoa, Arthropoda, Insecta, Diptera, Drosophilidae.
GAAUUGGUGUGCGCUAUAUAAACGUUGCGCAUUCGAAUCUCGUGCUUCAGUGCCACAAUAGUGGAUAUCACAUUUAGUAGUUUGUUAAAAGCAAAGACCAAAUACAAAACACGCACAUUGUAACCUUGUUUACAAUUUACAAACAAGGAAAGAAAAAUAAAAUAUAAUAAUAAGAAGCAAAAGAAGCACUUUGCCCCAAGGUAAAAUUCAAAUAGUUCAAGUUCAUUGAUAAGAUGAGUGGACGUGACAAUCGAGGCGCCGGCAGCGGCGGCGGCAGAGGAGGAGCAGGUGGUGGCGGAAGUGGGGGACACCAUCAUCAACCGCUGAGCAGCGCCAUGGGAAAACUGAAGGAAAAACUAACUCGAGCUGGUGAGGAUUUGGGUUAUCAACGUGUGGAGAGCAAUUUGUCAGCAUCGAAUACGGGCACAAGUUUGGACACAAUACUGCCGGAGGAUCCGUUUCCGUUUCCACAGGAGGCGCCACAACGUCGUCCACAGCCACAGUUGCAACAACAACAAACGCGGCAGCCGCAGCAACAACAGUUGCGUUUGUUGCACGACGUGGACGACGAACCGCCGCUUUCGUUUCGUCCUUUGCUGGAGGACGACGACUUCAAGGAACCGUUGCCGUUGCCGUUGCCGCUGCCACAGUUGCAACCGCCAUCACAACGUGCCACAUUGCGAGCCAGUGGCAGCUUGGAGUUGACACCGCUGCCACCGCCGCCAACAUCAUUGGAACCACAUCGCGAUCGACAGCAACGCAGUAUUGUGAGUGGCUUAAACGAAGAUCUGCAACGCAGCAAGCAAUCCCUGAAGGGAUCUCGUGUGUCCUUUGAGAAGACCCGAGGCGAACAGCAACAACAACAACAGCAACAGAGUAAUAAGGCAGCGGAGAGCAGCGACGAGGAUAGCUUCGAGGAUAAACGCAUUGGUUUCCAACAGCAAAAGGCCACAAGUGUCGAUCACAAGGGCAUCCUCAAGGAUUUGCGUCACAUCUUGGCCACCGAUAAUCGUCGACAGUUUCAGGCCAAAAAGCAUGUCUCAUUGGACAUUAAAGGCACACGGUUUCUCGAAGAUUUACUAAAGGAGUCCUCAUCCGAGGAGGAAUUUCACAAGACACGUCGCGAGUUUCAGGGCCGCAAACAUCAGAGUCUCGAUCCGCGUGUCACUUUCAAGCUCGACAAAGUAUUACAAGGCUCCAGCACCGACAGCGACGAGGAGGGCGACGACGCCGAGCACAAGCGUUUAAUUCAUCGGCCCAAGGACAUUACCAAGCCAGUAAUUAUCGACCUCAAGGAUCUGGAGAGCGAGAGUGACGAGGACUUUCUCACAUCGCGACAGAAUUUCCAACAACAGCGCUCAAUCAGCACAGAUUCACGUAAAAGUCGUCGACUUUACGAGAUGGACGACAUGGGGAACAAGCGGGGCGACAACAUCCGCCAUGCGGUGCCUUUUGUCCGCCAGAUCACAGAGGAUGGCAAGCCCAAGCUGGAGGUCUAUAGGCCCACAACGAAUCCCAUCUAUAUAUGGACACAGGUGCUGGCUGCCCUGAGCGUCUCUAUGGGUUCCCUUGUUGUGGGAUUUGCCAGCUCUUACACUUCCCCUGCGCUGGUCUCCAUGACGGACAGGAAUAUCACGUCCUUUGAGGUCACUGAUCAAGCGGCAUCCUGGGUAGGUGGCAUUAUGCCCUUGGCUGGUUUGGCUGGCGGCAUUGCGGGCGGACCGUUUAUAGAGUAUCUGGGCAGACGUAAUACCAUUCUGGCAACGGCCGUACCCUUUAUCGUGUCCUGGCUGCUUAUCGCCUGUGCUGUCAAUGUGGCCAUGGUACUUUGUGGUCGGUUUUUGGCUGGAUUCUGUGUUGGCAUCGCCUCGUUGUCGUUGCCCGUAUAUCUGGGCGAGACGGUACAGCCGGAAGUGCGUGGCACAUUGGGAUUACUGCCAACGGCAUUUGGUAACAUUGGCAUCCUGGUGGGCUUCGUGGCCGGCACCUACAUGGACUGGUCAAUGUUGGCCUUCCUUGGCGCCGCAUUGCCAGUGCCGUUCCUCAUCCUCAUGUUCCUCAUACCGGAGACACCAACUUGGUAUGUCAGCCGUGGACGGGAGGAUCAAGCACGCAAAGCUCUGAGCUGGCUGCGUGGCAAGGAGGCGGAUGUAGAGCCAGAACUAAAGGGCUUAAUGCGUUCGCAGGCCGAUUCCGAUCGGCAGGCGACACAGAAUAAAAUGCUGGAGCUGCUGAAGCGCAGCAAUCUGAAGCCACUAUCCAUUUCCUUGGGAUUGAUGUUCUUUCAGCAGUUGAGCGGCAUCAAUGCCGUCAUUUUCUACACGGUAUCCAUCUUCAAGGACGCUGGUUCCACCAUCGAUGGCAAUCUCUGUACCAUCAUUGUGGGCAUUGUCAAUUUUAUAGCCACGUUUAUUGCCACACUGCUGAUCGAUCGCGCUGGACGCAAGAUUUUGCUGUAUGUGUCCGAUAUCGCUAUGGUGAUAACGCUGUUUAUCCUUGGUGGCUUCUUCUAUUGCAAAUCCAGCGGCAUGGACAUGUCCAAUGUGGGCUGGUUACCAUUGAGUUGUUUUGUCAUCUACAUUUUGGGCUUCUCGCUGGGCUUCGGUCCGAUUCCCUGGCUGAUGAUGGGCGAGAUUCUGCCCUCCAAGAUACGUGGAUCAGCUGCCUCGGUGGCCACAGCUUUUAACUGGACGUGCACGUUUGUGGUGACCAAAUCGUUCCGGGACAUGAUUGAUGUUAUGGGUGCACAUGGCGCUUUCUGGAUGUUUGGUGCCAUUUGCUUUAUUGGCCUGUUCUUUGUGAUAUUCUAUGUGCCCGAAACGCAGGGCAAGUCCUUGGAGGACAUUGAGCGCAAAAUGAUGGGACGUGUGCGUCGCAUGUCCUCUGUGGCCAACAUAAAACCAUUGGCCUUUAACAUGUAAACGCUCCUUGAGACAAGAAAUAAGGACAAGACAGAAACAGAUACAAAAAAAAGAAGGAUCUAUAAAGCGAUCAAACCAAAUAUUAGUCUAGUGCCCUAGUGCUUAAGUUGUACAACUACACCAUAAACUAUAGCGAUAAUGCUAGCGAUAGCUCAAGUUAUCGUUAGUUAAAGCUAUUCAAAUGUAACUACAAGAUAAACUAUAUAUAUAUAUAUAUAUUAUGGGCCGAAAUGUGCCUCAAAAGUAGAUCAGCUAAAGAAUUUCCUUUAUCAUUAUUGUUAUUAUUAUUAUUAGAAUUAUUGUUUUAAACGUUAAGUCGCGUAGUUUUAUGAUUGAUUGUAAAUUAUGAGUUUUAGCACUAAUUAUUGUUGACGAUAUCAUGAAUUUAUCGCUGUAGAAAAAUGACAUAAAAUAUAUGUAUCUAGUUUUUAAGACAAACUUAUCCAACAAAAGCCAAAACACACACACUAAAUGAGAGCUAUUUAAUUGGCUAUUCGAAUAAUGAGCAUGUAAAAAAAAUAUAUACUUUAUAUGAAUAUAUGAAUCUAUUCAGAAUAUCACUCGCAGCAGCUGCAUAAUUGUAAAUCAAUAUUGUAAAUUAUAUUUAAUGAAAAUACAAAAAAACAAAGAAAUCAAAAA